UUUUUAGACGGACUCGAAUUUUACAAGUUGUUGCAACUUGCGGAGUUGCUUAAAAAAUUUUGUUGGCUACAUUCGGCUGCCGCGCGUGCUGUGUGAACGUGUGUGAAUGAUAGCGCUCACUGCAUUAUUAACCAAAUAUACGAUCGGUAUUAUGAGCAAUUUAAGCAAUGGCAAUUUGCAGCAGAAUCAACAACAGCCACAACAACAGCAACAACAACAACAGCAGCAGCAACAGAACAACGUUGAAGCGGGCGCGGGUGCGGCUGCGGCGCCCCUAUUGAUGGAGCCUGGCGCAAUGCCCGCCCCAGGCCUGGGCGUUGCGGUGGGCGUGGCGCAACGCCAGCGCCUGCUGCUGCAGCAGCAGCAACAGCAGAAUCCCGCCGCCGAGGGCAGCGGCCUGGACCGCGGCAGCUGCCUGCUGCGCUACGCCAGCCAAAACAGCCUCGACGAGAGCUCCCAGAAGCACAUCCAGCGGCCCAACGGCAAGGAGCGCGGCACCGUCGGCCAGUACAACAACGAGCAGCACACGGUGCGCUCCUUCGAUGCGAUGAACGAGAUGCGCAAACAAAAACAGCUUUGCGAUGUCAUUCUGGUCGCGGAUGAUGUGGAAAUUCCAGCGCAUCGCAUGGUCCUGGCCUCCUGCAGCCCCUACUUCUAUGCGAUGUUCACCAGCUUCGAGGAGUCGCGCAAAUCGCGCAUCACGCUGCAAAGUGUCGAUGCCCGCGCCCUGGAGCUGCUCAUCGAUUACGUGUACACAUCGAAUGUGGAGGUGAACGAGGACAAUGUCCAGGUGCUGCUGACGGCGGCCAAUCUCCUGCAGUUGACGGAUGUGCGGGAUGCCUGCUGUGAUUUCCUGCAAACCCAAUUGGAUGCCAGCAAUUGCCUGGGCAUACGCGAAUUUGCCGACCUGCAUGGCUGCGUCGAGUUGCUCAACUAUGCGGAGACUUAUAUUGAACAACAUUUCAACGAGGUCAUUCAGUUUGACGAGUUUCUGAAUCUCACACACGAACAGGUCAUCAAUUUGAUAUCCAACGAUCGCAUCUCGGUGCCAAAUGAGGAGCGCGUCUAUGAAUGCGUCAUCGGCUGGCUGCGCUACGAUGUGCCCAUGCGGGAGCAAUUCACAUCGGCCCUCAUGGAGCAUGUGCGGCUGCCGUUCCUCUCCAAGGAGUACAUAACCCAGCGCGUCGACAAGGAGAUCCUGCUCGAGGGCAACAUCGAUUGCAAGAAUCUGAUUAUCGAGGCGCUGACCUAUCAUCUGCUGCCCACGGAAACAAAGUCGGCGCGCACCAGGCCCCGCAAGCCGGUGGGCAUGCCCAAGAUACUGCUGGUAAUUGGCGGCCAGGCGCCCAAGGCCAUACGCUCCGUGGAGUGGUAUGAUCUGCGCGAGGAGAAAUGGUAUCAGGCCGCCGAGAUGCCGAAUCGUCGUUGCCGCAGCGGCUUGUCCGUGCUCGGCGACAAGGUUUAUGCCGUGGGUGGCUUUAAUGGAUCGCUGCGUGUGCGCACUGUGGAUGUUUAUGAUCCGGCUACCGAUCAAUGGGCCAACUGCAGCAAUAUGGAGGCGCGUCGCUCCACGCUGGGCGUGGCUGUGCUAAAUGGCUGCAUCUAUGCUGUGGGCGGCUUUGAUGGCACCACCGGCCUGUCCAGCGCCGAGAUGUACGAUCCAAAGACUGAAAUAUGGCGUUUUAUUGCCUCCAUGUCGACGCGUCGCAGCUCUGUGGGCGUGGGCGUGGUCAAUGGACUGCUCUACGCUGUUGGCGGCUACGAUGGCUUCUCCCGGCAAUGCCUCGCCUCCGUGGAACGCUAUAAUCCCGAUACGGACACUUGGUGUGCCGUUGCCGAAAUGUGUUCACGUCGCAGCGGCGCCGGCGUCGGCGUUCUGAAUAAUAUUCUAUACGCUGUGGGCGGUCACGACGGGCCGAUGGUGCGCAAAUCUGUGGAGGCCUACGACCAUGAGACAAACACCUGGCGUUCCGUCGCAGACAUGUCCUAUUGUCGUCGCAAUGCGGGCGUUGUCGCGCACGAUGGCCUCUUGUAUGUGGUGGGCGGCGAUGAUGGCACCUCAAAUUUGGCCUCGGUGGAGGUUUAUUGCCCGGACUCGGAUAGCUGGCGCAUAUUGCCCGCACUGAUGACCAUUGGACGCAGCUAUGCGGGCGUCUGUAUGAUCGAUAAGCCCUUGUGAAUGGAAGAGCAGGGCGCAUUGGCACGCCAAGCGGCCUCGCUGGCCAUAGCGCUCUUGGAUGAUGAGAAUAGCCAGGCUGAGGGCACCAUGGAGGGCGCCGUCGGUGGUGCUGUUUAUGGUAAUAUAAUAGCAGCAGCAGCAGCAGCACCGCCAACGCCUGCACAGCAGCAGCAGCAGCCCGCUAAUCAUCCGCACUAUGAAAACAUUUAUGCGCCAAUUGGACAGCCCAACAACCAACAAGUUGUUGUGGCCAAUGCCAAUGCCAAUGCCCCUGCAAAUGUUGAGGAAGCAGCUCAACAACCACAGCAACAACAACCAGCAGCAACUGAAGCCAAUGCCAGCAACAACAAUCAGCCACAAGCCCAGCAAGCAGCACCCCAACAACAACAGCAACAACAACAACAAGCGCGCAUGCUGCCCAUGAAUAAUUAUCGCAAUGAUUUAUAUGAUCGGUCCGCAUCCACAGCGGCUGCCUACGAUGUGCCAAGAGCGGUGCGCUCCGGUUUGGGCUAUCGUCGAAAUUUUCGCAUUGAUAUGCAAAAUGGCAAUCGUUAUGGCAGCGGCCUGCGCUGUGCUCCGCUCUAUGCCAGCAAUAGAUCCAAUUGCCAGCGACAGCGCAGCUUUGAUGACACCGAAUCGACAGAUGGCUAUAAUCUGCCCUAUGCCACGGCGGGCACCAUGCGCUAUGAGAACAUCUACGAACAGAUACGCGAUGAGCCAUUGUAUCGCACCACAGGCGCUUCGGCGGCAAGUCGCGUGCCGCUCUAUACGCGCCUGGAUGUGCUGGGCCAUGGCAUUGGACGCAUCGAACGGCAUCUGAGCUCCUCCUGCGGCAACAUAGAUCAUUACAAUCUGGGCGGACACUAUGCAGUGCUGGGACAUUCGCAUUUCGGCACCGUGGGUCACAUACGUCUGAAUGCGAAUGGUGCCGCAGCAGCAGCCAGUCCCAAUGCCAGCAGCUGCACGGUGCCCAACUGCCAGGGCUAUGUGGCUGGCGGUGGUGUGGCUGGUGCUGCUGGUGUUGGUGGUGCAAGUGCUGCCGCUGCUGCUGCAGCCGCCGCAGCGGCGGGCAUGGACUAUGGCCAUGUCAAGGUGCCCGUCAAGAAUAGCGCCUCUUCCUUCUUCAGCUGCCUGCAUGGCGAAAACUCGCAGAGCAUGACGAACAUAUAUAAAACCACAGCUGCUGCAGUUGCUGCGGCUCACCACUGUUCACCACUGACGCCCAAUGUCUCCAUGGAGCGUGCGGCACGCUCUGCAUCCGCCGGACCCACCACAGCCGUUAUAGCAGCAGCAGGUGCUGAGGAGCAGCAGCUAAGCGGCGGCGACAGCGUGUGCAGCUCGAGCACAGCAAUGCGCCCCACGGGCGCCAUACCCAAAAUAAAAACCACCAGCAAAGCGGCCAAGGAGUCCAGCACAGCAGCCACUGCUGCCAGUUCGACUGGAGCCGAGAAGGUGGCAACUGGAGCAGCGCCCAAGAUCGCUGCGAUGGCCAAGAAAACAACAACGGCAACAACUGCUGCAGCGCGUUCGAACUCCUCGUCGGAUGCCAGCAAUGGCAACUUAAAUCGCAUAUCCAAGUCCAGCCUGCAGUGGCUGUUGGUCAACAAGUGGCUGCCGUUGUGGAUUGGCCAGGGACCCGAGUGCAAGCAGGUUAUUGACUUCAACUUUAUGUUCUCGCGUGAUUGCGUCAAUUGUGACACCGCGUCGGUGGCCUCCCAAAUGUCCAAUCCGUAUGGCACGCCACGUUUGGGCCUCGGCACACUGCCGCAGGACAUGAUGCGCUAUCAGGGCAGCACGGCCAGCAUGCGACGGGAUGCCAAUGCAGCUGCCGCUCGACCGCUGCACAGCAAUUUGAGCCGCUUGCGCUGCGGCGCCGACAAGCGUCAGAACCUGACGGCAGGCAGCAGCUGUAGCAGCAGCAGCGGCAGCUAUCGCUACGAGGACCCCUCCUAUGAGAAUGUGCACGUGCAGUGGCAAAAUGGCUUUGAGUUUGGACGCUCGCGUGAAUAUGAUGCCAGCUAUAAUCAACAGCAGCGCCCGCUGCUGCAACGCGCUCGCUCCGAAAGUCCCACGUUCAGCAAUCAGCAGCGACGCAUGCAGCGCGCAGCGGCACAAGCACAGGCACAAAACUGCCAACAAUCCGCCAAGCUUGCCGAUCCUUUUAAGAACUACGAACUGAAUGUGGACAACAAUAGUUUUAGGCCCAAGCAGCCGGCGGCAAUGGAGCUGUGCGAUGAGCUGGAGGGCGCUGUCGGUGGUGCAGCUGCCGAAUCGGAUGCAGAGCAGACGUUGGAACCUUUAAAUCCUAGUGAUAUCGAGACUGAAACAACGACUACAACAACAACAACAGCAGCAACAACAACAGCAGCAGCAACAACAACAAACAGCCAACAGCAAAACAAUGCAAAUGCCGCAACGUCUAGCAACAACAAUGCAAGCACUCAAGAAGCAAACGACUAAAAAAAAAUUAAUUCGAUAUACAUAUAAAAACGUAGGAUUAGCAUACGAUACAUGCAGUUGCAAAAUUUACGAUUUUAUUUUACCUGAGUUUAGAUUUUGUUUAAUUUUGGUUCAACAUUUGUCACACUUAUAAUUAGAUCUCACGAAAAUUGCAAUUGGCGACAUGCAUAAAAAAAACUAAUAACUAACUAUUAACUCAGAAAAAAACAAACAACUACUGAUAUUGUAGAAUUUGAUACAUUGUGAUUCGAGGCGUUUGCGUGAAUCCGCCAAAGCUCGAAUAUAUAGCCUAUUUACUAGACUUUUAGAUAUAUAUAUAUUUAUAUGUAUGUCACUCUCUUUUCAAAUAGCUAAAGCAUUUGAACGCGGCCAUUUAAGAGUAGUUUCCAUUACUACAUCUAUAAAAACAAAUGCCGAGACGCAACAUGCAAUACAAAAGCGCCAUAUCAUGCACAUUAUAUAUACAUAUACUUAGGUACAUAUAACAUAUAUACAUUAUAUAGAAAUAUAAGCAAUACGCAUUUGAUAUUUAAUUUCGAAAUGUUCCAAUAUAAAUUGUUGUGUUAUUUUUUGAUGGCACGGCAAACAAGUCCACUGCCCCAAUUCCCCCUCAAAUAUGAAUUAUAUAUGCUUACCUAUCAUUA
Molecule: messenger RNA, 5283 nt
Organism: Drosophila montana
Lineage: Eukaryota; Metazoa; Arthropoda; Insecta; Diptera; Drosophilidae
Gene: kel
Product: kelch
Exons: 6
Molecular function (GO): protein binding
Source: RefSeq, a predicted model, not a curated record